UUGGGGGGAUAAUUUAAGAUAUUCGCCAAUUUGAAGAUAAGCCUAUAGUCUUCUCCAUAACCCCUCUGAUCUCAAUAACUCACAAAUUCUGCAGUAUGCUGAUGCUUUCAUCUCCACCUGUUCAAUUCAAGCCUUCGUUUACAUCUAAAUAUAAACUAACAACUUUUGCUACGCUACGAGAAAUCUCCAUUAAUAAAACGUACUUUCUUCAGAAAGAUGAAAGAGAACAGAAUGGAAAUACGGAGAAUUUGAAGCGUAGACGACUCCUCGUGUUUCUAGUCUCAACAGGCUUGUUGCCAACUUUACCGUCGACUGCGAAAUCAAAGAUUAAGAACCCGUACGAUGAAAAACGCUUACUUGAACAAAACAAAAGGGUGCAAAGAGAAAAUAAAGCACCCGAUGACUUCCCGAGCUUUGUUCGAGAAGGGUUUGAGGUUAAAGUCAUUGCAUCGGACAACUAUGUUAAACGUGACAAUGGACUUAUAUAUCGCGAUUUUGAAAUUGGUACCGGUGAUGUACCGAAGUCUGGUCAGCAGGUGACUUUUCACUAUAUCGGUUAUAACGAGUCCGGUCGUCGUAUCGAUAGCAGUUAUCAACAAGGUUCUCCUGCCAAAAUACGAAUGGGCACCAAUGCAUUGGUCCCAGGAUUUGAAGAAGGUUUAAAAGACAUGAAACCUGGCGGAAAGAGGAGAAUUAUUAUUCCCCCCGAACUUGGACCACCGGUUGGGCCGUCAACCUUUUUUAGCUCAAAACAGUUUGAAGUUUUUGAUGUGGAACUGCUUAAUGUAAAGGACUGCACAAGGAGAACCAUAGCGUUUUAUUCUGAUGUUGUAUGUGAUUAAGUUGCGGUUUCGUAUCAUAAUAGUCACAAGGCUAUUUGUACAUCCGUACAGUUUCGAUAUUUCCUUUGUUAUCGAUGGUAUCGUUUUCAGUGUAGAGUUGCAAGAAAAUGUAUUAGGUCUAGAUUUUUAUUUAGUUGAUUUUGGAUACUUAAAAAAUUUUCAUUGAUGAUCCAUGUGAAUGUAACUCAAGAAACUGAAUUUUAAAAAUGCAUAGGGUAUUUAAAGAUAAA
Helianthus annuus (common sunflower) is the source of this 1072-nucleotide messenger RNA. RefSeq names its product peptidyl-prolyl cis-trans isomerase FKBP20-2, chloroplastic. The transcript is spliced from 7 exons. Gene Ontology annotation, molecular function: peptidyl-prolyl cis-trans isomerase activity. The record is from RefSeq and is a predicted model, not a curated record. Lineage: Eukaryota; Viridiplantae; Streptophyta; Magnoliopsida; Asterales; Asteraceae. Bases 96 to 842 code for a protein of 248 amino acids.